AUGGACCCUUUUCCCCCCGAGACAGACCCCCAGGCCCUGCUGCAUGCAGCAGCCCCUGGGGGGCCCCCCGAGCUGCCUCCGCAGGAGGUGGGGGGCCCCCUGGGGGCCCCCCCGGGGUCCCCGGAGGCCCCGGGGGCCCCCGGGGCCCCCGGGGACUCCCUGGGCGCUGGGGCCCUCGGAAUGCCCGGGGGGCCCCCGGGGCCCCUGGGGGGCCCCCAGGUAAGCCCGGGGGCCCCGGGGGGCCCCCUGGGGGCCCCCGGGGGGCCCCCCUGCCUAGACACUCCAGGGACCAGCGAAAGUGUGGGGCCCGCCUCUUCUUUAGGAGCUGCUUCGGGGGAAGGGGAAGAGGGGGGCCCCCUAGGGGGGCCCCCCUUGGGGGGGGGCCCCCUGGGGGGCCCCCCCCUGGGGGGGGGCCCCCUGGAGGCCCCCCAGGACCACUCGAAGCCGUGGGGCUUUUGCCCCGAGGAGGCCCCUGCAGCAGCAGCAGCAGCAGCAGCAGCAGCAGCAGCAGCAGCAGCAGAAAGGAGACAGGAGGAAGAAACAAACAGCCAAAAGCUGCAGCACUUUCGCUCGCUGCUGCACCGGCUUUCGAAGCAAAAGGACGGGCUGAUGCCCAACCCCGACGGGUCCUUCCCCGCGGACUGGCUGAGUCUGGCCUGGGAGUUUCAGUCUUUGGCGGAGUUGGUGGUUCGCUCGGCCUGGCCUUGCUGCUACCCCGAGGGUUUGCUGCCUUGCGUUUCGGAGCAAAUCGAGUACUUGAAGCGCCGCCUCGAGGAGUUUCCGGGGGCUUCUAGCGGCGAAAAAGACCGCUUUCAGCGGCUGUUUAUUCUGGCGGCUUUGGGGAUUAUUGCGAAAAUGAAAUUAGUGACUUUUUGUUGGACUUUUGUGGAGUUGAGAAAAAAAGAAAUGCAUGCAGGAGCUUCGGGGCUUUCUCUGUACUUGUCGCAUGCGCGGCAGAGUCCCGUGAAGGCGCGCCGCGUUGCUGCUGCUGCUGCUGCUGCUGCUGCUGCUGCGCACCCGGACCACGCUGCAGCAGCAGCAGCAGCAGCAGCAAUGCCCCACCCCGAUGUCGAACGCACCGAGUACACCACCCGCUCCGGCAGAAAGACCCACAGGACCCCCAUGAAACCCGAGAAACUCUAG
This is a messenger RNA of Eimeria necatrix, 1143 nucleotides long. RefSeq lists its product as hypothetical. The coding region runs from base 1 to 1143 and encodes 380 amino acids. The record is from RefSeq and is a predicted model, not a curated record. The transcript has 3 exons. Lineage: Eukaryota; Apicomplexa; Conoidasida; Eucoccidiorida; Eimeriidae.